This is a messenger RNA of Prinia subflava (tawny-flanked prinia), 2780 nucleotides long. Its product is annotated as transcription factor COE4-like. Lineage: Eukaryota; Metazoa; Chordata; Aves; Passeriformes; Cisticolidae. Gene Ontology annotation, biological process: regulation of transcription by RNA polymerase II. Gene Ontology annotation, molecular function: RNA polymerase II cis-regulatory region sequence-specific DNA binding; DNA-binding transcription factor activity, RNA polymerase II-specific. The record is from RefSeq and is a predicted model, not a curated record.
GCGGCUCCGGCCCUGCCUCCCCGGGGAGGCGGCGGCGGCGGCGGUGCCGGGAUGGCCCGGGCCGGCGGGGCGGCGGCGGGGCGGCGGCAGCGGGCGCUGCUGCUGCUCAUGGUGCUGCUGCCCGAGCCCAGCCGCCGCGGCCGGGCCGGGGGGCGGCGGAGGCGGAGGGGAGAGGGCGGUGAUGGCGUUCCCGGGACCCCCGGGCCGCCCCCCGGCCGCCCGCUGCUGCUCCUGCUGCCGCUGCCGCCGCCGCCGCUGCUGCCUCCGCCCCGCGCCGCCGCCGCCGCCGCCGCCGCCCGCCCGGAGGCGCUGCCCCGCGGGGGGGUCCCCAUGAAGGAGGAGCCGCUGAGCGCGGGGCUCCCCGCCGGCCGCUGGCUGCAGGGCACCGGCAUCCUGGACGCCAGCACGGCGGCGCAGAGCGGGGUGUCGCUGGCCCGCGCCCACUUCGAGAAGCAGCCCCCGGCCAACCUGCGCAAGUCCAACUUCUUCCACUUCGUGCUGGCCAUGUACGACCGGCAGGGCCAGCCCGUGGAGGUGGAGCGCACCUGCUUCAUCGACUUCGUGGAGAAGGAGCGGGAGCAGAAUGGGGAGAAAACCAACAACGGGAUCCACUACCGGCUGCAGCUGCUCUACAGCAACGGGCUCCGCACCGAGCAGGAUUUGUACGUCCGCCUCAUCGACUCCAUGUCCAAGCAGGCCAUCAUUUACGAGGGGCAGGACAAGAACCCCGAGAUGUGCCGGGUGCUGCUGACCCACGAGAUCAUGUGCAGCCGCUGCUGUGACAAGAAGAGCUGUGGGAACCGCAACGAGACCCCCUCGGACCCCGUCAUCAUCGACAGGUUUUUCCUCAAGUUUUUCCUCAAGUGCAACCAGAACUGCCUGAAAAACGCCGGGAACCCACGGGACAUGAGGCGCUUCCAGGUGGUGGUGUCCACCACGGUGCACGUGGACGGCCACGUCCUGGCCGUGUCCGACAACAUGUUCGUGCACAACAACUCCAAGCACGGCCGGCGCGCCCGGCGCCUCGACCCCUCCGAAGCAGCCACCCCCUGCAUCAAGGCCAUCAGCCCCAGCGAGGGCUGGACCACGGGCGGUGCCACCGUCAUCGUCAUCGGCGACAACUUCUUCGACGGCCUGCAGGUGCUCUUCGGCACCGUGCUGGUGUGGAGCGAGCUGAUCACCCCCCACGCCAUCCGCGUGCAGACGCCCCCCCGGCACAUCCCGGGGGUCGUGGAGGUGACGCUGUCCUACAAGGCCAAGCACUUCUGCAAGGGCGCGCCCGGGCGGUUCGUGUACACCGCCCUGAACGAGCCCACCAUUGACUACGGCUUCCAGCGGCUGCAGAAGGUGAUCCCGCGGCACCCCGGGGACCCCGAGCGCCUGCCCAAGGAGGUGCUGCUGAAGCGUGCGGCCGACCUGGUGGAGGCGCUCUAUGGAGUCCCCCACAGCAACCAGGACGUGCUGCUGAAGCGGGCGGCCGACGUGGCCGAGGCGCUGUACAGUGUCCCCAGGGCCCCCGCGCACGUCACUGUCCCCUCCUUCGGCGGGGGACAGCUCGGCCUCGCCAUGGGCGACUCCCCGCAGGGCUCCGAGCAAGGGUUCUCGCGCAGCCCCGGGACGCCCCCGGCGCGGGGGUUCGGCCCCCCGGGCUCGGCCCCCCAGCAGGGCUUCUCCGGGGCCACCGGCGGCUUCGGCGGGGCCACCAUGGCCGGCCUGGGGGUCCCCGGGUCCCCCCCGAGCUUCCUGAACGGCUCCACCGCCACCUCCCCCUACGCCAUCCUGCCCGCCAGUCCCCCUCUGGGCGCCUCGUCGGUCGCUGUCACCUCUGGCCCGGGCACGGCCACCCCCCCGGGUGGCUUCUCCUUCUCUGCGGUGACGAUGAUCUCGGCCGUGAAGCAGAAGAGCGCCUUCGCGCCCGUGCUGCGGCCGCAGGGCUCGCCCCCGCCCGCCUGCGCCAGCGCCCUGCAAGACCCAGCUUUUGAGGACUCGGACAAAUUCCACGCUCCGGCGCGGCCGCUCCAGGGAUUGGCCUAUUCCUAAGGACGGCGAGUCCGGAGGGGCUCCGGGCCCCCGUCCCACCGGGACAGGAGCACGGACAGGGAUUGGGGACAUCCCUGUCCCCCGUGCCAUCCCCUCAGAGCUGAGACAGCGCCGGAGCCGCCACGCGGAGCGGGGUGAGGGGACAUGGCCCCGCCAUGUCCCCACCCCGGGUGACCCUGGCCUGGCCCGGCUGAGGGGGGACUCGGGGAAAUCCUGGAAUGAGCCAAAAUUCCUGGGUUUGGCAUCGGGAAGAGGCGGAGAGAACCGGGAAUGGGGGCAGCAGAGGGCACGGGGUGGAGGCGCCGGGAUGGGCGGGAGGGGCGGUCCAGGAUGGGAGGGAUGAUCCAAGGUGGGAUGGAAGGUCUGGAAAAGGAGGGAUGAUCCAGGUGGGAUGGAUGCUCCGGGAUGGGAUGGAAGCUCUGGAAUAGGAUGGAUGCUCUGGGUGGGAGAAGGUUGGAUGGAAGGUCUGGAAAAGGAUGGAUGCUCCAGGAUGGGAUGGAAGAUCCAAGAUAGGCUGGAUGAUCCAAGGUGGGAUGGAUGAUCCAGGAUGGAAUAGAAGCUCUGGAAUAGGAUGGAUGAUCCAGGUGGGAUGGAUGAUCUGGGAUGGGAUGGAAGAUCCAAGAUAGGCUGGAUGAUCCAAGGUGGGACGGAUGCUCUGGAAAAGGAUGGAAGCUCCAAGAUGGGCUGGAUGUUUCAAAGUGGGAUGGGUGCUCCGGAAAAGGAUGGAUGAUCCAGGAUGG